GAGUCGCAUCUUAACGACGUCGUACGCUGAGAAACAUGUCGGAGAGGAAGCGGAGGGCAAGGAGAAGCCGCAGUAGUAGUAGUAGCAGUAGCAGUUCUUCCUCGUCCUCCAAUGAGCCACAAAAGCGAGAAGAGGAGAAAGAGGAAGAACAGGCAAGCUGGAUAGGACCGCUUCCAACAGAGGCGACGCAGAGCAAGAAGAGGAGAGUUCUAGAGUUUGAGCAUGUUUACUUAGACAACCUGCCAAGUGCUUCAAUGUAUGAGCGCAGCUACAUGCAUCGGGAUGUUAUCACCCACAUUGUAUGCACCAAGACAGACUUCAUCAUAACUGCUAGCCAUGAUGGGCAUGUGAAGUUCUGGAAAAAAGUGGAAGAAGGAAUUGAGUUUGUGAAACAUUUUCGGAGUCAUUUAGGUGUUAUAGAAAGCAUUGCAGCCAGUUCAGAGGGGGCCCUACUGUGCUCAGUGGGUGAGGAUCAAGCAAUGAAAGUCUUUGAUGUGGUCAACUUUGACAUGAUCAAUAUGUUAAAGCUUGGCUAUCACCCCGGGCAGUCGGAAUGGGUAUACUGUCCUGGAGAUGCAAUUUCGGCUGUGGCAUGUUCUGAAAAAAGCACAGGGAAGAUCUUUAUUUAUGAUGGACGAGGAGAUAAUACACAAUUGCAUGUGUUCAACAAGAUGCACUCCUCACCUCUAACAGCAAUCCAGCUGAACCCAGCGUACAAAGUGGUUGUAUCGUCAGACAAGAGUGGGAUGAUUGAGUAUUGGACUGGACCUCCCCGUGGGUACAAAUUCCCAAAUAACAUUAACUGGGAGUACAAAACGGACACUGACCUUUAUGAGUUUGCCAAGUGUAAGACAUGUUUGACUGGAAUCAAUUUCUCCCCGGAUGGUACAAAGAUGGCCACUAUUGGAGCUGACAGGAAAGUGCGCAUUUUUCGUUUUUUAACUGGGAAGCUAAUGAGAGUUUUUGAUGAAUCCUUGAGUAUGUUUACAGAGUUGCAGCAGAUGAGACAACAGCUCCCAGACAUGGAGUUUGGGAGACGCAUGGCUGUGGAAAGGGAAUUGGAGAAAGUGGAUGCCAUUAAACGAAUGAACAUCAUUUUUGAUGAGACCGGCCAUUUUGUGUUGUAUGGGACAAUGCUCGGCAUUAAAGUGAUUAAUGUAGAAACAAAUAGGUGUGUGCGGAUCCUCGGCAAGCAGGAAAACAUCAGGGCGAUGCAGCUUGCGUUGUUCCAGGGAGCAGCUAAAAAGCACCGUGCCGCUACCACCAUAGAGAUGAAGGCUUCAGAUAAUCCCGCCCUUAUGAACAUCCAGCCUGACCCCACCAUCGUGUGCACCUCCUUCAAAAAGAAUCGCUUUUACAUGUUUACCAAGCGAGAGCCAGAGGACACAAAAAGUGCUGAGUCCGACAGGGAUGUUUUCAAUGAGAAGCCAUCAAAAGAAGAAGUUAUGGCUGCCACACAGGCCGAUGGGCCAAAACGUGUUUCUGACAGCGCCACCAUCCAUACAAGCAUGGGAGAUAUUCAUGUCAAACUGUUUCCUGUCGAGUGUCCCAAAACUGUGGAGAACUUCUGCGUGCACAGCCGCAAUGGUUACUACAAUAGCCACGUCUUUCACAGACUCAUUAAGGGGUUCAUGAUUCAAACAGGAGAUCCUACAGGAACUGGAAUGGGCGGAGAAAGUAUUUGGGGUGGAGAGUUUGAAGAUGAGUUUCAUGCCACGCUAAGACAUGACCGACCCUACACUCUCAGUAUGGCCAAUGCUGGCCCGGGCACCAAUGGCUCUCAAUUCUUCAUGACUGUGGUGCCAACUCCUUGGCUCGACAACAAACACACAGUGUUCGGGCGGGUAACCAAAGGAAUGGAAGUCGUCCAGAGGAUCUCAAACGUCAAAGUUAACCCUAAGACAGAUAAGCCAUACGAAGACAUCACCAUUAUUAGCAUCACUGUCAAAUAGCUGGGUGUGUUUUUUAAUUCUGUGUCAUAUGUACAGAUGGCGUGUGCGUGUGUUUUAUUGUUUGGCAGACUCUGUUAUUGACAUCUUUUAGUGAACCUGUGUUUUAUAAAAUAAAAUGUCUAGAUCUCUGUACUUUUGUAUGGGAUCACCAAUUUUUAUAUUUAUAUAAUUAUAUUGAUUAUGAAUU
This is a messenger RNA of Nanorana parkeri, 2139 nucleotides long. RefSeq names its product peptidylprolyl isomerase domain and WD repeat containing 1 (gene PPWD1). Gene Ontology annotation, molecular function: protein binding; peptidyl-prolyl cis-trans isomerase activity. Gene Ontology annotation, biological process: protein peptidyl-prolyl isomerization. Lineage: Eukaryota; Metazoa; Chordata; Amphibia; Anura; Dicroglossidae. The coding region runs from base 36 to 1952 and encodes 638 amino acids. The record is from RefSeq and is a predicted model, not a curated record. The transcript is spliced from 12 exons.